AUGAAGGUCGUCGAGGCUCAGGCUGCUGUGCUCAGUAACUAUGAAGUGCUGCAACAUCUGACCCAGCAAAAGGACCGAUAUAAACAGAGGAAACGACGCGGCCCUCCUAACCUGGAGACGGUCGUCAGGGAGCUCAUCCAAUAUCUGCAGUCACAUCCCAAUCCAUUGAGCCAGAAGCCCAGCACAUACACCCCCAACUCCAUCUCUCAGCUGCUUGAACGUCUGAGUCCUUAUGAGCUCUCCAAGGGAGAGGUUGUCAUGAUUCUCAACCUUCGACCAGCUUCGGUAGCAGCUCUUAACACCGUCAUCGAGGAGAUGGGAGAGCGCUUCAGCGACGAGCAGCAAGAGGAAAUGGUAACCAUUAUUCUGGAAGUUUUGGGCCAGUUCGAGGCAGCGGGGCCUGAUGCGAACGGCAACGCAGACGACGCCGCGGAGACUGGAAAUGUUUCAUGA
This is a messenger RNA of Trichoderma virens Gv29-8, 453 nucleotides long. RefSeq lists its product as uncharacterized. NCBI's taxonomy places the organism in Eukaryota, Fungi, Ascomycota, Sordariomycetes, Hypocreales, Hypocreaceae. The coding region runs from base 1 to 453 and encodes 150 amino acids. The transcript has 2 exons. The record is from RefSeq and is a predicted model, not a curated record. Gene Ontology annotation, molecular function: nucleotide binding. Gene Ontology annotation, cellular component: RNA polymerase III complex. Gene Ontology annotation, biological process: transcription initiation at RNA polymerase III promoter.